Pseudoliparis swirei is the source of this 6294-nucleotide messenger RNA. It is a transcript of the gene pnpla7a, whose product is annotated as patatin-like phospholipase domain containing 7a. Gene Ontology annotation, molecular function: phosphatidylcholine lysophospholipase A1 activity. The transcript is spliced from 36 exons. The record is from RefSeq and is a predicted model, not a curated record. Bases 39 to 4112 code for a protein of 1357 amino acids. Gene Ontology annotation, cellular component: endoplasmic reticulum. Gene Ontology annotation, biological process: lipid metabolic process. Lineage: Eukaryota; Metazoa; Chordata; Actinopteri; Perciformes; Liparidae.
UUGAGCUACCUGCUAACUUUGCUUCAUCGUCUGAGGAGAUGUUACUGGCUAAACGCAGCAUGUCAGAAACACUCGAGAACAUGGCCUGCCAAGGGGAUCAUGAAGGAGAAUUAUGCAGACUGGCGAGGGCGAGUUUGUUGCUGAUGAACAGCAAGAAUGAAAUCAGCGCACGACUGCAACAGUUUGUGGAGGAAAGGAUGCAGACCACCAUGCUCACAGGUGUACUGAUUGGAGCUGUAGUCGCCAUUUCACUGAUCGGCAUUGUGGUGCUUUUCCUUUACAGGAGAUUCAAGCUUGCUCGUCAAAAACAGUCCGGUGUACCUCAUUAUCGCUUCAGAAAACGAGAUAAAGUGCUCUUCUAUGGAAGGAAGAUCAUGCGAAAGGUCCAGACGCUGUCAGAGAUUCCUUCUCCCAACUCUGCCUCAGUGAUGAAGCAACCGCAGCGCAUACGCAAACGAACCAAAGUCCUCAGUAUAGCUCGCAAAAUCCUGAGGAUCCGCAAAGAUCCUCCCACCCUGCAGCCGAAGGAACCUCCGCCCUCCCUGCUGGAGGCUGACCUUACAGAGUUUGAUGUGCAGAGCUCAAACAUGCCCUCUGAGGUGCUCUAUAUGCUGAAGAAUGUCAGAGUCUUGGGCCAUUUUCAGAAGCCCCUGUUCCUCGAGCUGUGUCGCCACAUGGUGUUUAUCGAACUGCAGGAGGGUGAAAGUCUUUUCAGGCCGGGAGACGAUGACGACAGCAUUUACGUGGUCCAGGACGGACGACUCGAGCUCUGCAUCCACGAGAACGAUGGUACUGAACCAGUGGUGAAGGACGUGCUUCCAGGAGACAGUGUCCACAGCUUGCUCAGCAUUCUGGACGUCAUCACUGGUUAUCCAGCCCCAUAUAAGACUGUAUGUGCACGGGCUGCAACUCGUUCAACCAUCUUACGUUUACCUGCAUCAGCCUUUGAGUCUGUGUUUAAGAAAUACCCAGAGACGCUUGUUCGCGUCAUUCAGAUAAUCAUGGUGCGCCUCCAAAGAGUCACCUUCUUGGCGUUGCAUAACUAUCUGGGCCUAACAACUGAGCUCUUCAAUCCGGAGAGUCGGGCGGUGCCCUUGUCCAACAUAAACAGUGUGUUGGGAGAUGCGACUUCCUGGAAGACGACUCGUCGUUUGUACUUCCAGGACGAGUUGCCCACUGGGACCCCGGAGAGCUCCACAGAGUCAGACGGUGUAAAGGACAGUCCUUCAAGCAGCUACAGGAAGCUGCGAACCACGUCAAUGGCCACCGACUGCGCAGGUAAUGACCUGAACAUGGCUUUUGAACGAGCUCGAGUCACUAUAGAUGAGGCUCCAUCCAGUCCAGUCACUCCCAAAUCCAGUCUGAAGAAGAGUGUGACAAUGCAGCACACACCCUCCGAAGUGUUUCACUACACAGACAGUGGGGGGCACUCUGAUGCCGUUCACCUCAGUAAGAGUUGCACAAUCCUCCAGGCUGCUAAAAAGGACCUGCUGGGAAUCAUCCAGCUGCAGGACCCCAGUCUACUUGAGGGCAGAGUGACCCUCCAUCAAGUCAAAGCUGGUUCUGUGGUGGCUCGUCAGGGAGACCAGGAGGUGAGCAUCCAGUUUGUGAUCUCUGGCCUCCUCCAUGUUUACCAACGGAUGAUUGACCGCGAAGAAGAGACGCGUCUGUUUGUGACGCACCCUGGAGAGCUCGUCGGUCAACUUGCGGUCCUGACCGGAGAGCCCCUCAUCUUCACUGUUCGAGCUCAGCGAGACUGCAUCUUCCUUUCCAUUUCCAAAACCCACUUCUACGAGAUAAUGCGCGUGGAGCCCAAGGUUGUGCUGAACGUUGCUCACACGGUGGUGAGGAGGAUGUCAUCUUUUGUCAGGCAGAUAGACUUUGCUCUGGACUGGAUGGCUGUGGAAGCGGGCAGGGCGGUCUACAGACAAGGAGAGAAGUCGGACAGCACCUUCAUCGUGCUGAGCGGUCGACUGCGCUCCGUAAUCAUGAAGGAAGAUGGAAAGAAGGAGCUCAUAGGAGAGUACGGACGCGGCGACCUGAUUGGAGUGGUGGAGACCCUGACCCAUCAGAACAGAGCCACCACAGUGCACGCUGUACGAGACUCUGAGCUGGCCAAGUUGCCAGAAGGAGCUCUCAGCUCCAUCAAGAGAAAGUUCCCGCAGGUGGUCACCAGGUUGAUCCACUUACUGGGACAGAAGAUCCUCCAGCAGGUCAAUGGUCCUCUGACAGCUCGCAGUUUGGCCCUCCACACUCCUGGCAGUAAGUGGGAUGCAGGGAACCAGGCCUCCAACCUUUCCACUGUGACGGUCCUGCCUGUAUCCGAAGAAGUACCGCUCACUGCCUUCACCCUGGAGCUGCAGCAUGCACUCAUAGCUAUAGGUCCGACUCUUCUGCUGACCAGUGAGGUUAUCAAACAGCAACUCGGAGCUGCGGCAUUAGACAGUGUCCACGAGUAUCGUCUGUCCAGCUGGCUGGGCCAACAAGAGGAUCUCCAUCGCAUCGUUCUUUACCAGACGGACUACACACUGACCCCGUGGACACAGCGGUGCAUUCGUCAGGCUGACUGCAUCAUUAUUGUGGGACUAGGAGAGCAGGACCCUGUCGUUGGGGAGCUGGAGCGUAUGUUGGAAGGAAGUGCAGUGCGUGCCCAGAAGCAGCUGGUGCUUCUGCACAGAGAAGACGGGCCCCCCCCCAAAGGAACUGUGGACUGGCUCAACAUGCGGAGCUGGAUCUCCAGACACCUCCACCUCUCUUGUCCCCGCAGGGUCUUCUCCAAGAGGAGCCUUCCCAAACUGUUGGAGCUGUAUCAACGUGUGUUUGAGAAGCCGGCAGACCGCCACUCAGACUUCUCACGCCUGGCUCGAGUCCUUACAGGCAACACCAUUGCUCUCAUUCUGGGAGGGGGAGGGGCCAGGGGCUGCUCCCAGGUGGGGAUAAUGCGAGCUCUCUGCGAGGCCGGCAUCCCAGUGGACCUGAUUGGUGGCACCUCUAUCGGUUCCCUGAUGGGGGCACUAUAUGCUGAGGACCGUAGCCACAGCCGCAUGAGAAUGAGGGCCAAAGAAUGGGCGAUGGAAAUGACAUCUGUGUUUAAGAAGGUUCUGGAUCUGACCUACCCGGUCACCUCCAUGUUCUCCGGCGCUGCGUUCAACACCAGCAUCAGCAACGUCUUCAAGAGCAAACAGAUUGAGGACCUCCGGAUCCCGUAUUUCAAUAUUACAACUGACAUCACUGCCUCUGCCAUGAGGGUACACACUGAUGGUUCUCUGUGGCGGUAUAUUCGUGCCAGCAUGUCUCUGUCCGGGUAUCUGCCUCCUCUCUGCGACCCAAAAGAUGGACACCUGCUGAUGGAUGGAGGCUACAUCAACAACUUGCCCGCCGAUGUGGCGCGCUCCAUGGGGGCCAAAGUGGUGAUCGCUAUUGAUGUGGGCAGCCGGGAUGAAACCAACCUCACUAAUUACGGCGACUCCCUCUCAGGCUGGUGGCUGCUAUGGAAACGGCUCAACCCCUUAGCGGAGAAAGUAAAGGUGUUAAACAUGGCAGAGAUUCAGACUCGGCUGGCCUACGUGUGUUGCGUUAGGCAGCUGGAGUCUGUGAAGAGCAGCGACUACUGCGAGUACAUCCGACCUCCAAUCGACAGAUACCGAACCCUGGAGUUCGGCAAGUUUGAUGAGAUUGCCGAGGUGGGAUACCAGCACGGAAAGACUGUGUUUGACGUGUGGACUCGCAGUGGAGUGGUGGACAAGAUGUUGAAAGACCGACACCAGGAGGAGUUCCACAACACCCAGAGAAAGAAUAAUGUAUUGUCAUGUCCCAACGCUUCCUUUACGGACCUGGCAGAAAUUGUGUCGCGCAUCGAGCCCGUCAAACCUGCUCUGGUGGAUGAGGAGUCAGACAACCAAACUGACUAUGAAGAGGAGGCGAUGGAGAGCGCUCAGUCGGACAUGGAGCUAUACAAUCGCUAUGGAGAGCACACUGAAGGGGAGGAGACUGCUGACACGGAUGAAGAGCUUGAAGGGAGACGUGCAGGCCACAUUACCUCACUCUCCAGCAGCCACCCCCAAACUCCCACCAUCUCCGACAGUCCAUCAAACCAGGAAGUCCUCCCUUAACAGUCCAUUAAGAGAAGAACAGUCUUGUGACCCCCCCGCCCCCCCCAGCUCGUAUCGCAGCGUCCCCUCCGCUGUACAUCCUAUGCAUCCAUAUUCUCGAAGAGCAGCUGCAAGUCUAAUCAUCUCUCACGUCGACAGUCAAGAGCGCUCUCUGCAACUUUACACCAAUCACAACGGUCCAGUUGAAGAUGGAAGGUUGGCUAUACUAUUUCCAUGAAAUAUGUAUGUGAUGCAGCUGAAAGCUCUGACUUUUGGUUGAUAACACUUCGACAGAGGCGGUUCAUUUAAAUUACAAAAUAAUUUCUCACUUUUCUGUCCUCUGAACGUGGGGAUCAUUUUGACACAUCCAGAGUUCUGCCACACACAACUAAUAAAGAUUACAAUGACACAUUCAGAACAUCUACAUAUGAUCAAAGGGACAAGAAAAGAGAAGAACAACAUUUAUUUGUAUUUAUUUGUGCUAAUUUAAACCCUUUUGAAAUUCAGCUAAGAACACAGCGCCUCACAAUCUCUAAAACUUGGAACAAUAACACCAAAACUCUCCCUGACUAUUACUUUCCUGUCGUGGUAUCUAAACAUGCCAGUGGCCACUCCACAGGUACCGUCUCAUUCCGGCCAAUACAGCAGAUCAUAAUCUUCCCUUUUUGCUGACAUUGUUGGAAAUGUGUGAAUUAAAUAAUGCGUUUGUUACUGUGGUCUCAAAGGUGUUGCGCUGGACUACAUUAUAUUGAGGUGCAUCGCUCUCAAUAUGAUGUAGUCCAGUUCAACGCCAUCACUAAAUUAUAGAGAGUUGAAUCUUUUGAAACUGCCGUGAAGAUUAUCAGAUGCAUACAUAAUAUAUUUUAAAAAAAGUUAGUAAAUGCAUAUUUUCAUAUUUAAGCCAAUAAUGUCUACGAGCUGAGCCCUAGAUGAUUUUAUGCACACGCCCCACCAGCUGCACAUUUAUUCCAAAAAAUGCAACGCAAUGCAAAAAUACUCUUAAACAUUUCUUUGUUAUAUAACCUUAUUUAACAUGCCUCUUGUCACUUUACUGAUUUUAGAGUUAACUUCUUAACCUCAAUCGCACCUCGGGCUGCAACUAACGUUUACUUUCAUUAUUGAUUAGUGUGGUAUUGUAUUAAGUGAUUCAUCUUUUGUUCUGUAUUAUGUAAUUUCUUAGAGCCCAUGGUGACAUUUUUUAAUCUUUUUUGUCUAACCAACGGUAAAAUACCCAAAGAUAUUUAGUUUACUCAAAGUAAUUCCAGGAAACAAAUCCUCACUUAUCUCAAACUGGCAUUUUGCUUCAACAAUUAAUUGAUAAUCAGUUAGUAGUUUUCUGUUUAACUGUUUCAGCCCUAAUCACUUUUUUACCCGAGCACUAGCGAGACUGCACAACAAAUAAUUUCGACGAGGAUUACUUUAUAUUUUUUCUGAAAGAAUAAUGAUCAAAAUAAAUAUUGCGCAACACAUUAUUUUGAAAAACAAAUGUCUGUUGUCUGGUCGAUUAACUAUGUAAUAAGGAUUGUUCUGCAAUUUGUUGUUACUUAGCGGCCAACGCAUGUCAAAUACAAAUAUAGCUGCAACAAGUUGAUAUCAGCCGGCCAGUUUCUGGGUUAGGCUCUAAUCAUAAGAAAAUCAAUGCAAAACUUUUGAUGUAAUUAUCUUCCCCCUUGAUCGAGCACCGUGUGAGCCUCACCAUGUGAGCUGUGAUCUCCGCUAAUACCGGUGCUACAAGCCUGCAGCCUUACACGUGUAACCGCAGAGACGCCCAGUGGAACCCAAUAUGGGGAUGCCGAAUGGCGCUGGUUCAAUGGAGUCUCGAGAUGUGGGAGCAAAGCAGGCGUUAGUACUUAACCGAUGAGGUCAUGGUGUUGGGUCGUACUUUUGGGUGGUUUCCAAAAACCAAGCACAAUGAAUUGAUGUUGUCUGGCAGAACGAAUGUUUCACUACUUUUAUGAAAUGAAGUGCUGAUGUAAUGUGUGUGUGUGUGUGUGUGUAUGCCAUAAAGUUAAAGUUUUAAAGCCUUAGAUGACACAUACAGGGCAGAAAACACGUGUGCCCUCAUUUAGCAUUAGUUUCCAAUAAUGAAUGUUUACCACUAAGCCUGUACUGUAUCACAUCAGUCACUUGUCUAUACUUGUGUUAUUUGAUAAAUAUUGUUUUUGAUAAUCGAUUGUUACUAAAUAAACUGUUUGUUGUUGUA